UCAUUGCCGUUGAGGCGCCGAGCAGGAGCCUACAUGUGCCGUGUGCGCGUCUCGCCGGGAAUGUGAUGCGGGCUGGGAAGCCUGCCGGGCCAGGCAUCUCCCCUGCAGGGCUGCGGAGGCCAGACGGCAGCUUCGGGGUCUCCUUCCCAUGGACUGUUCCUCCGGUCGAGCAAGGCUCCGAGGCCGCUAGUCUUCUCCACAAAACCCUGUUUCGCGUUGGCAGCGCUUCUGCACCUUGCCACAAGUAGAACCCUGUGAGCCCCCCUUCCCAGUUGCGGGCUAUUGUCAGCAUCGCUGGCUGCAUGCGAGGCACCUGGGCAAGGUGUGCAGAGGCAAUCCAUGCCACGACGUGGGUCAUCAGAGGGAGAAGGGUCCUUUUGCAGGCUGCAGGCAUGUGGUACAGCUGCUGCAUCGCCCAGACAGGGACCCUUCCUCACCCACCAUCCUGCACUGUUGCCACCAGGCUGAGACCAUGGUCUGUUAAUCCUGGGUUCCCCCUGGGUGUGCUAAUAGGAAUGGAACCAGCAGGCAUCAAAGCUGCAGUGCUGGUGGAUUAUGACUGCAGGGGAGCUGUGUUGCAUCUGCAAAUCUCAGCUGUGCAUCAAGGGCACAUCUGAGCAGAGCCCCUGUGGACACUGAAGAGCUGGAGAGGACAUUGCAGAGGCUCGGAGGCACACCGUGAUGGUGGGAGCCAUUCCACGGCAGCCACGGCGCUUCUGGGGGGUGCCUGACUGGCAGGUGAUUUCAGCUGGUUGUGCCAACGACCGCCUGCUGCGGGACAGGGAAGUUAAUCCGGAGAUAAGCAGGGUUCUGCUGCAGAGGGAUGCUGUGCUGCAGACCACUCCAUAGUGGAGGGCUCAAACAGAGAUCCUGAGCAAGGGGGGUCCAGCUUCCACCCCCUGCCCUUGCACUCUGACCUGUGGCACUUUACAGUCCCACUCCUGCUGCUGCAUGGGCUGUUCUGACUCCGGCUCCGCUCGGAGUCCAGGCAAGUGAGGCUCCAUGCGGCACAUCCACACAGAGACGUCCCUGCCCCCGGAGCGCAGCACAGACCCCAGCCUGUCCCGGCCCAGUGGAGAGACGCCCUUGGAGCCCUCCUCGCAGCGCUGCACCCACCGCAGCAUCCUCAUGGGCUACAACGAGACAGAGAUCAAGCGCCAGAAGGUUUACCAGGUCUCCAUCUUCUCCCACCUCUCCAGCUCCUCUGAGAGCACGGAGCAGCGGGCAGGCAGCCAGCCGGCUGUCAAAAGGGGAUACCCUGAGCAGCGAACUCUGGAGGGGGGGCGAGAUCCCAAACGAACUCACUGGGGUGACAGGGGGGUGGAGAGCAAGCGCGAUGGGGGCCCUGGGCAGCCUUCCCUGGACGAUGAUGAUUCCUUUGAGGAUGGUCUGCUGGUGGAGGAGUUAUCCCUGUGCGGCUCUGCCCAGCACUUCUCCCACAGCGGGCUGCAUGUGGUGGAGCACCGCUGUGAGGGCAGCCCCAGCCACAGCCCCAAAGCCAGCAGAGAGGACAAGUCACAGUAUGUCUCCUCAUCCUCCUCCUCCUCCUCCUCCUCCUGGCCCCAGCACAUUGCUUGCAGUACUUUGCACAUGAGAGACAGUUGCUCUGUCUCAUCGGGGGAUCAUCCCACAGACUAUGGAGAAAAUGGGGAGCCAGCAAGUGGCCACAAUGUACUUCACCUUGAAUUGCACAGUAUUGCACAAACAACCCAGUUGGACUCUGAUGGGAAGAGAGAGAAGCCAGGCAGCAUCCCAGCUCACAGCAGCAGGGCUGGUGGAGAAGAUGAAGGGUCAGUGGUGGGCAAUGGGUGCAAGAAGCCCCCAGCUCCGCAGACAGCGCUCAGUCCUGAGCCCAGCAACCUGAGCUCCCAGGAGACAACACCCUGUGGGAGCAGCCACUUCAGCAGCAGCUGCCCAGCCAAAAGGAAGUUGCUGCCUGCUGGUGAGGUUGUGGCUGACUCCUGCUCUGAGGAUGAGAGCCUGUCCCCACCGGCAAGGAAGAAGAGGGUCCUGCCAUGCCACCCCGUCCCCACAGCGUGCCGCAGCACUGAUGCCAAGGGGGCCCCUUUCUGGAAUCACCUGCUUCCUGCUGCCAAGACUUCUGCAGAUUGCACUGCAGUCGGGAGGAGGCUGAAGAGCGGGCUACGCCUCAAAUCGCGACAUCUCCGGAGCAGCCUCCGGAGGGGCACCAGAUCUCCCACAGCACCCUGGGCCGCCACCACUGUCAGCCAUGCUCUGCUGGGCAACUUUGAGGAGUCCAUCCUGAAAGGGCGCUUUGCCCCGUCGGGAAGGAUCGAGGGUUUCACGGCCGAGAUUGGUGCCAGCGGCUCCUACUGCCCCCAGCACGUCACCCUGCCUGUUGACGUCACCUACUUCGACAUCUCUGAACACAGCGUGCCCUCGCCUUUCCUGGGAGUGAUUGACUUGGAGGCCUUGGGAAAGAAGGGUUACAGUGUCCCCAAAGCUGGAACCAUCCAAGUGACCUUAUUUAACCCCAACAAGACUGUGGUGAAGAUGUUCUUGGUGACAUACGACUUCCAGGACAUGCCAGCCAACCACAUGACCUUCCUACGCCAUCGCAUCUUCCUGGUGCCCGUGGGAGAGGAGGAGGGGGCCACCGUGGCCUCCAGCGACCCACUGGGCACCAGCCCACCCCGCAGGGUCCUCUGCUACCUGAUGCAUCUGAGGUUUCACAGCUCCAAGUCGGGGAAGAUCUACCUUCACGACGACAUCCGGCUGCUUUUCUCCCGCAAGUCGAUUGAGGUGGAUUCGGGGAUCCCCUACGAACUGAAAUCCUUCACAGAGAUGCCCAGGAACCCCUGCUACUCGCCCCGGGCCUGACUUUCCUCACCCCCCCAGGGCUGCUGGGGAGCCUCCAGCCCAGCACUCUGGGGAGAGAUGAGUAACAGGCCAGCAAGCAAACACUGCUUUGAAACAUCGCCCAUCCUCCUGACCAGCACAGACACCACGCCCUGCAGCAGGGCUGGGAUUACCCAGGGGGCUUCAUCCAGAGGGGCAGGGGCUGGCACUGCAGGGACAUGCCCAAGCCUUCUGCUGGUGCUGCUCCCAGCUUGGAGACUUGUCUGUGGCUGAGGUGGGUGGGAAGUGAAGAGUUGGGCCCGGGCUCUAGGUAAGACUACCCACAUUGGCCCUGGGGGUGGGAGCAGAAAGUGUGGAAGGGUUUGUAUUUAUUAGUAUUUAUUGUUGCUGGGAGCGCAGAAGAGGCUCGUGCAUAGGACCUGAGGUGCUGUGCUUGUUCUUCCCCCUGACCCUACCAGCACAGGGCUGCCCCUUUUGGGGCAGGUCUGUGGGGACUGGAAGGGUCACUGGGGAAGGCAGAGUGGCCCACCUCUUAGCCUGGGUGCAGCUCCCAGGCCAGGGCUGUGUUAAAAGACUGGGAGAGGCUUGGCCUUGCUGGGCACCAGCUCUGCGGGGCCAGCCCCACUCCAAGCAAUCCUGACUCCUUUAGGGCAAGGCAGACCCCAUGGGGUCAGUGGCAGUCAGGGCCAUUGCCCUGGUUCCUAAGGCUCAGAGACACGGCUGUCACGUGGAUGGGGACCUGGGGCUCUUUGCAGAAGCAUUGGGGAUAGCCCUCUCUGGGCAAGAGCCUCCAGAGCACGUACGCCACGGAUCUGAGAAGAUUGCCAAAAACUAGGAGCCUUGCACCAUUUGCAGGUGUGGGGUGAAUCCCAACCAGGAGGCAGCUUUGGGCAGGGGUGUGCCGGCAGCACCAUCAGGGGCUGGAGGAUGGGCAGGAGCUCAGUCCCUGAGGAGAGAGGAAGCAACAGGGACAUCAAACUCUGGGCCCUCAGGAGGGGGUCUGGGGGUGACCUCAGAGCAGCACUGGGAGUGCUCCCCCGUAGGAGCACUCUGGGGAGCUGCAGGCCAAGCCCAGGGAGGUGAGGGGGGCAGGGGUGAGAGGGUGAAACAAGCUGGAACAUACCUCGUCUGUAUCACCCCUCUUCCUGAGGUCUCUGCAAGGCUCCCAAGCCCCAGACACGUCCCCCCACCGGCUACCUCGGGCCCCCCUGGAUUCCCGUUGCUUCCCACGGAUCCCGGGUGGGGGCGUGGGGAUGGGCCGGGACAGGGGGAGGCCUGGGAGGAGGUCCUGCUCUCCCCUGCCCGAGGGCAGCCGAGGGGACUCCGGCCCUGCUGGGCUGGGAGGAGGGUGGGGGCCUGAACCCCCUCACACACGCAGCGGGGGCUGAACCUCCCUCCCCUGGGGGCUGAACCUCCCUCCCCUGGGGGCUGCUCGCCCCACACCCGGGGCCCUGAACCCACCAAACACCCGGGGCCCUGAACCCACCAAACACCCGGGGCCUGAACCCUCCACACCAAGGGACUGAGCCCCCUAAACACCAGGGGACUGAACCCCCAAACACCGGGGGCCGCUUCCCCCCCGCCCUGGGCACCGGGGGACCGCCAUGACACCGGGGUCUCUCUCGCCCUCAGGAUAUCGGGGCUGCCCCUUUCGCCGCGGGGUCGCGAAGGCCGUGCCGGUACUUUUUCGUGUUCGUUUCUAUUUUAAUAAACGCCCGUUUGGAGCCCGA
Molecule: messenger RNA, 4550 nt
Organism: Corapipo altera (White-ruffed manakin)
Lineage: Eukaryota; Metazoa; Chordata; Aves; Passeriformes; Pipridae
Gene: ATOSB
Product: family with sequence similarity 214 member B
Exons: 12
Coding region: 1003-2841 (612 amino acids)
Source: RefSeq, a predicted model, not a curated record